CCAACUCCACUCUGCUUAGCGUAUUACUCUGUUCCCACACCCACCAGCAUGUCCGAUCCUCAAUUUGACAUAUCCCACCUAUCUGCAGCUGCAAUUUCCAUAGAAGGCAGGCAUUUUAUCGACUCGCACGGGAGAGUCUUACACCUGCGGGGUGCCAACGUUUCCGCUGCAAGCAAAGUACCUGCGUUCCCUGCGCCUAAAAUUCACGAUCAUGCGCAGGCCAAUUAUGUCGGAAGGCCGUUCCCGCUGGAGGAGGCUGAUGAGCAUUGGGCGAGGCUCAAAUCAUGGGGUUUGACAUUUGUCAGGUUAACCGUAACUUGGGAAGCGCUCGAACACAAGGAAAGAGGUGUCUAUGACGAAGAUUAUCUUGCGUACUUGAGGGCGUUGCUUCAAAGCAUGGAGCCUUAUGGGCUCGUCGCAUACAUUGCUCUUCAUCAAGAUGUAUGGUCAAGAUACUGCGGAGGAUCUGGGGCACCCGGAUGGACGCUAGAAGCGGCGGGGUUUGACCUUUCAAAUGAGGGCGAGAAUUUGUCCUUGUCUGGUGCCGCCUUCCUUGACGGCAUCAAGAGUGGAAGGCUCGCAGGAGAGAGGGGCUUAUGGCCAACUGGCUACCAAAAGCUGGCUGCGGCUACUAUGAAUACUUUAUUUUGGGGUGGAGAGACGUUUGCGCCUUCGCUCAGAGUAUCCGCCCAAAAUGAUGGGAAAUGGGUGUCUCGCAACAUCCAGGUAUACUUACAAGACGCCUUCCUUGCUGCUACCGCCAAGCUUGUGAAGGCCGUAGGUGAUCUUGAGACAGUCGUCGGUUUUGAACUUAUGAACGAACCCCAUCCUGGGUUCAUUGGUAUCCAAUCUAUUCACGAAUGGGACUAUACUACUGAUCUUCAUUUGGGUCAAUUCCCCUCUCCGCUUCAAUCAUUCUCUAUGGGUGCCGGCCACCCCACUCCCAAUGUACCUGUUUAUACUCGUUCUUUCCCUUUCCCAACCCGUAUAACAUCUCACGUGACGGCCAACCCUGAAGGAGCUUGCGCCUGGGCAAGUAAGGAAUGCCCUUGGGAGAAGCAUGGUGUUUGGCGGUGGAGUGAAGCAAGGCAGGAGGCUGCUGCUUUGCAGCAAGACUACUUUGUAAAGAACCGGGAUGGAGGCAAGGUUGAUUUUUACGAAGACUUUUAUUUCCCAUUUGUGAGAAAGUGGGAGCAAGUGGUCGAAGAGAAUACUUCCUCAACCAAGGGAUUGAAAGCCAGAAUGGUGGAAGCAAUUCCCAACGAGCUUUGCCCAGAGUGGAAAGAGGAGUCGCGGCCCAAGAAUAUGGUCUAUGCGCCUCAUUGGUAUGAUCUAAACACAUUGUUCAAGAAGAAGUUUGGGUUCAUGUCAGUUAAUGUUCAAGGCCUUGCUCGGGGCAUGUUUAUUCUUCGAGCGCUGUAUUUUGGCACUGCUGCCGCCAAAGCCAAUUAUGCUCUUCAGAUAAAGACCAUCGUCCUUGCUGCUCGACUUAAACUUGGGCCCGUACCUGUGAUCUUUGGUGAAUGCGGUGUUCCCAUGGACAUCAACAAUGAGGAAGCCUUUAGGACGGGAGACUGGAAAUGGCAAGAACGGUCUAUGGAUGCUGUUAUUUCUGCGAUGGAAGGCGCAUUAAUGGGAUUCAAUUUGUGGACCUACAAUCCUGCCAAUCGCGACGAUAUUGGUGAUGAUUGGAAUGCGGAGAAUUUUUCCUGGUAUUCAGAAAGUAAUCGCACCAAGCUCCUUCAGGAUGCCGAAAAAAGCUCCGACUGUCUUGACGUUGGAGCUCGUCUGUUGAAUGUUAUUGUUCGCCCUUACCCGAUCGCCACCGCUGGUAACCCAACUUCUCUUGCUUACGACGCAAACGCUUGUACUUUUACAUAUCGUUUCCGAUCUCCUUUGAGGGUGUCAACCGCGGCUCCCACUCCCGAAGAAUACACCGAGAUCUUCCUUCCUCGUCGCGUAUUCCGAAAAGAGUCCACAGAAUGGACAGUCACAGCUGGGGGCAAAGUCCAUGUUGACUGGGAGAAAGAGCGAGCAUUCGUGUGGUUCGAGGACUCAAGUUUGACGGCAGCAAGCAUCAAGGAAGACACGAGGUCGCGCCGAAUCGAUAUUUGGGUAACAGGCCAAAAGGUAGAGGAAAGUUGGUCCACUGCACAAAUCCUGGUGACAGUGGCGAUCUUGCUGCUGGGUGUGCUGGUGGCAUAUUACGCACAGCUCUACGAAUGGGAGAAAGAUAAGACGAUCUUCCAACACCUGAGGGAGACCAAUGGAAUGUAGAUUUUCAUACAAUGUGAU
Messenger RNA from Cryptococcus deneoformans JEC21, 2295 nucleotides. Its product is annotated as cytoplasm protein, putative. Lineage: Eukaryota; Fungi; Basidiomycota; Tremellomycetes; Tremellales; Cryptococcaceae. Gene Ontology annotation, molecular function: beta-glucosidase activity. Gene Ontology annotation, biological process: carbohydrate metabolic process. The record is from RefSeq and is a predicted model, not a curated record. The coding region runs from base 49 to 2277 and encodes 742 amino acids. The transcript has 15 exons.